CGGAUAACCGACGAGACUCCACCUACACGAGCAGACCAGACCAAACCAGACUUUGCCACACGACAUACGUGGGAGAUGGACAAAGAGAGAAAAUAAUAAUAAGACUAUAAGCGAAAUAUACCAUGAUUAUGAUUACAACUUGGUACAUAUGAACGAGUAAAGCAUCAGUUAGUGACUGAGAAAAGAGAGUUGGAAACUCGUUAGUAAAUGUAACAUCUAUUCGGAAAAAUAGCUUGCUCUGGUUCAUUAUUCAAAGCUGUAGAGGGAGAAGUAAUAUCAUCAUUUUUUACUUUUUUUAUCAACUCAAGAGCUCUGUGGAGGGAGUAUCGAGUAGAAUGUCACACUAAUUCGAAAAAAUAAGUAAUCCCGAGAGGCACGCGAAGCACACUUGACCUAAGCAUACUUGGACGAAAGGGUGCAAGCUAACUCGACAUCCACAGAUUACUUUUUUUUACUUUUUUUCAUUUUUUUUCGGUGUUAUUCAAGUGAUAGAAAGUGUUUUAAACAAUAUUGUGAUAAUUGGAUUAUUUAUACAAUGAUAAAAAGUGCUCCCAAUCGUAUUAAUUUAUCAAAAUAACUAAAUGUGAUAUACGUUAUCAUUAUUAUUAUUAUUAUUAUUACUAUUAUUAUUUUUAUUUUUGUUGUUGUGUACUGCUACCGAAUGUAUUUAAAGAAAAUAAGGCUAUGGCAACCGAGAAAAAUCGAAUGGACUCUCCAAAAGCUGCAUUAUCUAUUCAACCAACACCAUUCAGUAUUGAACAUAUUCUCAGCAGUUCAACGAACCACGUGGGACAGCUAGAAAUUCGUCCCAUUAUUCUUCAAGAAUCUUAUGGAGAACAUGAAAACAAUUAUAAUCGUAAUAACAAUAAUCAUAAUAAUAACAAUAAUAAUAGUAAUAAUAAUAAUAAUAAUAAUAUUAAUAUUAAUAAUAACAAUAAGAAAACAUUAGGUGGUGGUGAAACUGUUAUUGAACUUGAUUCUCAAUUAUCAAGUAGCAGUGGAAUAUCUUUUUUGAAAAGACCAACUUCUCCGGAUAAUCGGACGAGUGUAGUUCGUGAGUUGAAUAUCUUGAGAAGAAAUCUAGUCCAGACAAAUUUGUCAAAUUACAAUAAUUUACCGUCAAUUACAAAAGCCAGUUUUCAAAGUCUUGAUCAACUGGAUAACAUAGCAAAUUAUCGUAAAUUUAAAGAUUCGCGAGAAUCAUCGUUAAAUCAUCGUCAGCAAGACGAAGCUUUGGAUAUGAGUAAAACAAAAUAUCUUGAUGAAAUAGAGGAUGAUAUGUAUGAUAAUCAAUCUCACGGGCAAUUACUUCAAAACAGAAAAAAACGUAGUAGAGCAGCUUUUUCACAUGCUCAAGUGUACGAGCUCGAGAGACGAUUUGCAGCGCAAAAAUAUCUAUCAGGGCCAGAAAGAGCUGAUCUUGCACGUGGACUAAAAUUAACUGAAACUCAAGUCAAAAUUUGGUUUCAAAACCGAAGGUAUAAAACCAAGAGGCGACAGCAACAAGAAUUGGGUGCGAUAGUUAAUUCCAGUGCCGCAAGACGAGUAGCCGUGAGAGUAUUGGUUCAUCCAGAUGAGCAAUUGAGAGGAUUACCAUCUCUACGUACUUCAAAUUUACAACUUCCUGGGCAAAUUUCAUGCCCACCACAGAUUCACCCAUCAAACAAACCGUUCAACACGUUCCCUUACUACUGCUUACCCUAUCAUCCGCUUCUCUGUCCUUCACUUCACACUACUCCUCCCCAUUUACAGGUGCAAACUAGUAUACCUCCCGAGAUUGAUCAUCAACUACCCCGUGAAACUCAACUAUCUAAAGUUAUCCAUGAUAACAAUGAUAAAUAAUAAUUCAUAAUCAAAAAUAACAUAAAAUAUAAUCAAUAAUAAUAAUCAUAAAUAUUAUACAAUUUAAAUUUUUUCUCAAAUAUAACUAAAAAUAUAUUAUCAAU
Microplitis mediator is the source of this 1946-nucleotide messenger RNA. Its product is annotated as homeobox protein Nkx-2.2a-like. The transcript has 3 exons. Gene Ontology annotation, molecular function: DNA-binding transcription factor activity, RNA polymerase II-specific; RNA polymerase II cis-regulatory region sequence-specific DNA binding. Lineage: Eukaryota; Metazoa; Arthropoda; Insecta; Hymenoptera; Braconidae. Gene Ontology annotation, biological process: cell differentiation; regulation of transcription by RNA polymerase II. Bases 685 to 1842 code for a protein of 385 amino acids. Gene Ontology annotation, cellular component: nucleus. The record is from RefSeq and is a predicted model, not a curated record.